Melospiza melodia melodia is the source of this 1840-nucleotide messenger RNA. RefSeq names its product CART prepropeptide (gene CARTPT). Gene Ontology annotation, molecular function: neuropeptide hormone activity. Gene Ontology annotation, biological process: cellular response to starvation; positive regulation of MAPK cascade; adult feeding behavior. The record is from RefSeq and is a predicted model, not a curated record. The coding region runs from base 587 to 928 and encodes 113 amino acids. NCBI's taxonomy places the organism in Eukaryota, Metazoa, Chordata, Aves, Passeriformes, Passerellidae. The transcript has 4 exons.
GGAUUUCAACACAGCAUGAAAUUUUAGAUUUCAUGCAUUUGUUGUCAUCUUGUUCUGUCUCUGGCUUUUAUCCAAAAACAUUGCUUUUCUGUGUGGUUCCCUGAAGUCAAAACAACUAUUGAACCUGAUGGAUGCAUAAUGUUUUCUGGAAGAGAUGGGAGCUGUGUGCUGGUGUCUAUGAAAUCAGCAGGUUGCUGAGAGCAUGGCUGUAAAAAUGUUUAAACAUCUUGGCAUGUGGUCCUUCUGGUAAUUUUGGUUUCACAAAGACAGAGUGUUCUCUGCACAAGGGUCAAUGCUUUGCUCAGAGCAGAAGCCUGAAAUCCACUGACUUAAGGAGUUCUGCAAUGCUUGAGGGCUUUCUGAUUAUUCUGAUUUAUUAAGGGUAGCUUGUUGGAGUGUAAAGUUUUCGAGAACUCGCUGUCAUUUAAUUUGUUCUCUUCAGAAACAUUGUGUGCCUUGAAGAAACUACAUACUGUUCUAGCUGGGAGGUGAUUUCAGUUUAUCAAGCUUUGCUCUACAGGUGCCCAGAUAGCCAUUGCCAGAAAUAUCCUUGACUGAGAGUCAAGUGCAAGAAGAGCCAGUGUACAUGAAUAGAGGUCCUCUCCUUGCUGGCCUGUGGGGAGAGGAAAGACUGCUAAGAAGAGUGAUCACCCAGGCUGGGAAGGUGCUGGGAACCUGGGAGCUACAAUUUGGGCUUCAAUCAAAAUUGGUGACAGUUUGUUCAACAAACAUCAAGAUCGAGGCGCUGCAGGAGGUGCUGGAGAAGCUCAAGAGCAAGAGGGGACCGCACUACGAGAAGAAGUUCGGGCAGGUGCCCAUGUGCGACGCCGGGGAGCAGUGCGCCGUGAGGAAGGGGGCUCGCAUCGGGAAACUCUGCGACUGCCCCCGGGGGACGUCGUGCAAUUCCUUCCUCCUCAAGUGCCUGUAAGCAGAGGCGUCCCGGGACAAGCCGCCGGGAGUGCAGGCACCGACAUCUGGCCGCCCCGACCUCCGGCGACUUCCCGCAGCUCCUCCGCCCGAGAAACGCGGCGAUAAGUCCCCGCGUCGCCCGUGUAACGCUGUCCGUGACAUCCGACAUCCGUGGAGCUGUUUUCUUUCUCUCCCCCGCCCCACCCCGUCCUCUCCCUCGCCUCCUCCCCUGCUUUUUUUUGUCCGUCCAGGAAAAUCCCGGGCCGUGCCUUGGGAGUAGAGGUGCCGGUCCCGGGAGCUGCAGUGCCGUCCCAGUGCAGACCCGAGUAGUGCCAAGCCGUGCCAGGAAGCCGUACUGGCCCCGUGCCGUGCCCCGGGGUGUUCGGCUCCUUCCUCGGGCGGAAAACAUCCACCCGCUGCCGGCCGGAGCAGCCGGGGCCAGGGGACUCCCCUGAGGUGGCUGGGGGUAGCGGGGACAGGCGGGAUGCGGGUGUGUCCAAAGCACCCUGUCCCCUCUCUCUUGCCGCCCCGCGCAGAGGACCCAGUUGGGCACCCGCCAGAGCCAGCAGCCUGCAGCCCUCGGUGGGGCUCACCCGCACCGCUGGCCUCAGGCCAAAUCCAGCUGUGCUCACCCCGGGCUGUAGACAGUCCGGCAUGAGAGAGACACUGAUGGUGUGCGGGGGUCCGGCACUAGCAUGGCUGGGGUGGGGCUAGGGGGACAUUGGCUGCUUUACCAGGGCCACCACGGAGAGAAAGCUGUCUGGAUUCGUUGCAAACUACCUGGGGAUAUCCUAUUCAUGUUUCUACAAUGAACUGAUGUUUAUAAAUAUGUCUGUCCUCCACAGGUACACUUGCGUAUUUCAGCAAACUCAUAACGUGUUUUAAUCCUUUGUUUGUCUCUAUUAAUAAAGUCAGUGUUCUGAUGACAGUA